AUGGAGCGCCAGUACAUGUACCGCGCGCGGCGAAGCAUGCAGACGCCACAUAUGGCAGCAGAGCUGGCGGCUAAGGACACAGAAGAGAAGCCACGUAAACCGAAGCGCAGCCCAGCGACCGCUUCGCCGUACCGCACACCCAUCGCUGCAGCCUCCUUCUAUGCGAGUCCCAGUCCUUCCCGAUCAAAACGUAUACCCUCUUCGGAUGUAGCAUUGGUGAAAGGUAAGGCGCCUCGCAUAACAACUGAGGGAGACGACGAUAGUCGUGACGAAAUUGACUUCCUCACCCCCCCACAAGGCCUCCAUGAUCGCAUGCGUUCGCGCGAAGGUGAUCGCCGUGAUUCGGUCCGUCAUGUUCGCACAUCGCAGCCGACACAGAGCAUCUCUGUUGAUCUAGCUGCAAUGUUUGUCAACACAACAAAUAGCUGCCAAGAGGAGGGGCUGACGUUGGUAUCGUUUCGUGAGCAUAUGACGCUGUUUUAUCAGAACAAGGAUUGUGUCAAGAUCGCCUGGCGCGAUGUCAUAUCUUGCAAGCUAGGUGGAAGUGCACAUGCCAUGAUUGCGUUGGAUAUCGUGCCGCACAGCACUACAGGGAAAGCCAUAUCGUCCCUGUGUGCGGACUCCUUGCAUGAUACCAUCCACUUGUUUUUGUGUCCACGCACAGGCGAGCCCAACUGUGACUCGCAAUGGAAGGCACUAUGUCGACGUAUCCGCGAUGGUAUGCAGACAGAAAUCCUACCGGAGCCAGGUAGCAAGAGCAUGUACGAAUCCCUCGUACAGCAAUGCACACAGCCAUUCCAUGUACCCGGCCACACAGUGCUUUCGUCGGAUUCGUCACUACAUCAGAUCACAGCACCAACGCCCGGAAGGACGCAACGAAGCCGUACUACCCGCGCUACGCUGCAAAAAGAGACACAGACGAUCCCCAUUGACGUGGAUUCUCCACCUGCAUCCCCCGUCGAGGCCACAGGUGCUAUGGCUCAACACUAUACCCGCACACAGACAAAGGCCGCAGAGACAGAAGAUGCUAUUUCCAAUGAGCCGAUCCUUCGAUACCCAGCACAUGGCCCCUUUGCCGUGACACUUUUGCGCUCAGACGUGCGCAGACUAAAUGACGAAGAAUUUUUGAAUGAUACCCUGAUUGAAUUUGGGCUGCGGUACCAAUUGGAGCAGAUCAAAGCGCAACAUCCCACAUUGGCGGACCAGAUUUAUGUGUUUAAUACGUUUUUUUACCAUAAACUGACCGAGUUUCGUGAUCGAAGCAAGUCGUAUGACAAAGUUCGCAAAUGGACACAUCGUGUGAACAUUUUUGAUAAAAAGUAUGUGGUGGUUCCCAUCCAUGAGAAUAUGCAUUGGUACAUGGCCAUCAUUGUCCGUCCUCGAGCGGUGUGGGAGCCAUGGAUGAAACGGCACGCCGCACCCACAACGCCGCCGCCGCCGCCCAUGGCCGUGGAGGAAACACCAAGGGCAAUAGACCGUCCCAAGAAGCCAAACGCGGGCCCACGCACACCUACACGCAUUGUACCAGGCGAGAGCCGACGGUCGCCUCCACGUACACCGGCUUCUGGACCGACCGAGGAGGAAUGUACAUACGUUCUUGUCUUUGACAGCCUAGGGACAAGCCAUGGGCCAGUGAAAACGGCCCUUCGCGACUACCUUCGGCUAGAAGCACGCGAUAAGCACAUGGUACCUUCCGAUAUCGACAUGCGCCAACUGGGCGACCCGAUCCACAUUGACGUCCGCGUGCCUUCGCAGCCAAACUUUUGCGAUUGCGGCGUGUACUUACUGCACUACUUUGAUCGGUUUUUCUCUGACCCUAGCCACUUUUUCAAGAUUUCCUUGGCGUCACGCAAAGGGUUGCCAAGCUCUACGGAUGUACAUUUGGACUGGCGAAGUGACGACGUUCACUCGAAACGGCUCGGCUGGCGGUCGUUGGUCGAAUCGCUCUCGGCCACCUGGGCCGCGUCCUCCACACCUGAGGACGAGGAGGAAAGCACAGGCCUCCUCCACGUGGAGACGAGGCCGGAGUAG
Malassezia pachydermatis is the source of this 2031-nucleotide messenger RNA. RefSeq names its product sumo deconjugating cysteine peptidase ulp2. NCBI's taxonomy places the organism in Eukaryota, Fungi, Basidiomycota, Malasseziomycetes, Malasseziales, Malasseziaceae. The transcript has 2 exons. Gene Ontology annotation, cellular component: cytoplasm; nucleus. Gene Ontology annotation, biological process: protein desumoylation. The record is from RefSeq and is a predicted model, not a curated record. Gene Ontology annotation, molecular function: SUMO-specific endopeptidase activity. Bases 1 to 2031 code for a protein of 676 amino acids.